Molecule: messenger RNA, 4586 nt
Organism: Cuculus canorus (common cuckoo)
Lineage: Eukaryota; Metazoa; Chordata; Aves; Cuculiformes; Cuculidae
Gene: RNGTT
Product: RNA guanylyltransferase and 5'-phosphatase
Exons: 16
Coding region: 127-1929 (600 amino acids)
Biological process (GO): 7-methylguanosine mRNA capping; protein dephosphorylation
Molecular function (GO): mRNA guanylyltransferase activity; protein tyrosine/serine/threonine phosphatase activity; ATP binding
Source: RefSeq, a predicted model, not a curated record
GGGGCGGGGGCGGGGCCGGGUCUGAAUGAAGGCGCCGCGGUGUGGGGGCCGCUGAGCGCCCCGGCCCGCGCCCGCCCCGCUCGCCCCUUCCCUCCCCCGCUCCCCGCGGGCAGGCCGCGCCCCGCCAUGUCCUACACCAAGAUCCCGCCGCGCUGGCUCCACUGCCCCCGGAGAGGGCAGCCCGUGGCAGGGAAGUUUUUACCUUUGAAGACAAUGUUAGGACCGAGAUAUGAUGAACAAGUUGCUGAAGAAAAUCGUUUUCACCCGAGUAUGUUAUCCAACUACUUAAAGAGUCUGAAGGUUAAAAUGGGUUUACUGAUAGACUUGACCAACACUACUAGGUUCUAUGAUAGGAAUGAUAUAGAGAAAGAAGGGAUUAAAUAUAUAAAGCUCCAGUGUAAAGGGCAUGGUGAGUGUCCUACACCUGAGAAUACAGAAACAUUUAUCCGUGUAUGUGAACACUUUAGUGAAAAGAAUCCCACGGAGCUUAUAGGUGUCCAUUGCACACAUGGUUUCAAUAGAACUGGAUUUCUCAUCUGUGCCUUUUUAGUUGAGAAGUUGGACUGGAGUAUUGAGGCUGCCGUGGCUACUUUUGCUCAGGCUAGACCUCCAGGUAUUUAUAAAGGUGACUACUUGAAGGAAUUAUUUCGUCGUUAUGGGGAUGAAGAUGAUGCACCGUCACCACCUGAGCUACCAGAAUGGUGCUUUGAUGAUGAUGAAGAGGAGGAUGAAGAUAAUGGUAAAGCAGGAGGCCAGGAGUCAGAACCUGGAUCAUCAGGCUCUUCCUUUGGCAAAAGGAGAAGAGAACGUCUAAAACUGGGUGCAAUUUUCUUGGAAGGAAUAACAGUUAAAUAUGUGACCCAGGUGACAACACAACCGAAGUUAGGAGGAAUACAGCAAAAAUGUCAGCAGUUCUGUGGAUGGGAAGGGUCUGGGUUCCCUGGAGCACAGCCUGUUUCCAUGGAUAAGCAAAAUAUUAAAUUUUUGGAGCAGAAGCCAUACAAAGUUAGCUGGAAAGCAGACGGCACUCGGUACAUGAUGCUGAUUGAUGGCAAAAAUGAAGUUUAUAUGAUUGAUAGAGACAACUCGAUUUUUCAUGUAUCUAAUCUGGAAUUUCCGUUUCGUAAAGAUCUUCGCGCACAUCUAGCAAACACUCUUCUGGAUGGGGAAAUGAUCAUCGACAAGGUUAAUGGACAGGUUGUCCCUCGGUACUUGAUAUAUGACAUUAUUAAGUUUAAUGGACAGCCUGUUGGAGACUGUGAUUUUAAUGUUCGACUUGCAUGUAUAGAGAAAGAGAUUAUAUUUCCACGACAUGAAAAGAUGAAAAGUGGUCUUAUUGAUAAAACACAGGAACCAUUCAGUGUUCGAAACAAACCUUUUUUUGACAUCUACGCUUCAAGAAAGCUCCUGGAAGGAAGCUUUGCCAGAGAAGUUAGCCAUGAAGUAGAUGGACUGAUAUUUCAGCCUACAGGAAAAUACAAGCCUGGUCGAUGUGAUGAUAUUUUGAAAUGGAAGCCACCCAGCCUGAACUCUGUUGAUUUCCGUCUAAAGAUAACAAGAAUUGGUGGAGAGGGGCUACUCACCCAGAAUGUUGGUCUUCUUUAUGUUGGAAACUUUGACAGACCUUUUGCACAAAUUAAGGUGACAAAAGAACUGAAACAGUACGACAAUAAGAUUAUAGAGUGCAAGUUUGAGAACAACAGCUGGGUCUUCAUGAGACAGAGAAUAGACAAAAGCUUUCCAAAUGCCUACAGCACUGCCAUGGCUGUGUGCAACAGUAUUCAGAAUCCAGUCACGAAGGAGAUGCUGUUUGAGUUCAUUGACAGAUGUACAGCAGCUUCUCAGGGACAGACGCAGAAACACCACCUUGAUCCUGACACUGAACUCAUGCCACCUCCACCACCGAAAAGGCCGGCUACCAUAACAUAGGGCCUUGGUCUCAGCAGAUUGCAGGUUUACAGUUCUGCAGAAGGUGAAAUGCAAGUGUGAAGGCUGGAAAAAAAGAAAUGAGAAUUGCUGUAAAUACUUGGGUGUGGGAUUUUGAGUUUGUUGUUCGUUUCUGGGUUGUUUUUUUUUCUUUCCAAAGUCCACGUAUGAAUGGACAUGGUUUUCUAAUUGAUAAAUUCAACCUUACCUUAAGGUAUUUGAAGGUGAAUUUUCCAAAGGUUCAGAUCUUCGUUGUACUGUUCUUGUACAAUUAAGUCAAUGGAAAGCUGCCUUGUUUAUAUAUGGAUCUCUUUUCACCUUUAAUUUAUAAUGUCAGCAAUCUGGAACUGAGAAAACAUUGGGAUGCUGUACUUUUUAGAGGCUGUGUUUAAAAAUAAACAGAAGUGUUUUUUAUUGUUGUUAUUCAACUGGUUGCGAUUUGUCGCCCAUAGGUAUAACAAAUCAUAGUAUCCCCGCAUUUCCGAGACUUCUGUUUAACAGCAUACAGAAAUGUUGUUUGUGCUCUGUGUUGUUUAAAAACUAAGCCACUUUAGAUUUCACCAAUUUCAAAAUUAGCUUUUGUUGUUGAAAUAUUAAAAACGUGAAUCCUUCUUGUAAACUGCAUCCCUUUGAAAGGAAAUGUGCUGGGUGUUUAUUUUUUCCCCGUUUGAACCUAACACACCAAAUGUACAGCGGACUGAUCUUAGCUUUGCUUUUUUUAAGUUUAUCUGUAGAUAAGGAAUACACCAAAUCCUUAGUAUUAAGGUCUCUGUUAAGAGACUGUUUUUAGUACAGGGCUUAGUUCUCCACAGUGAUACUGUUGUAAAUGUUACUAAAAUAAAGUAUACAUCACUGGGAUAUGCAAGAGUAAUAAGCAGUGCUAAUCAGGCUGUCUUAGAUCCAGGCACAAAAUGGCAAAAGAAAACCCAGACAACUCCUAUGUAAAAGAGAAGGUAGUCUCAGUAGGAGACCGCUGCAUCAGACAGAAAGUCUCCUGGUUUAGGUAAUUGCAGGGAAAAAUAAGCCAUUAAAGAGAGGGAAUGAGUGUCCCAGGGAACAGGACACUCAUUUUCAAAGGUGGGGUUGGGUCUCCUGACGCACCCUGCUCAUCCUCUGGCUGACUUUCUUUCAUACCAAAUGAAGAAGCACAUGAAUGCCCUCCUGGCUCUUGUUGCAGUGCACUGGCAGAUGUUCAUAAUAAUAUUAAUUUUGAGAAGCUGCGUUCUUGUUGUCUGAGGGAGGAGUUGUUCUGAGCUGGGAUUAAUUGGAAACCAAAUGCAGAUUUUAAAGUUUACUGUACAUUUAUCAAGCAGGGAUCGAACUGGCUCUGUCUGUAGUUUACUUAGUGUAUGAGUCAUACAUUCAUUCAGCAAUCUGAUUAGUGAAGCUCAUUAAUUUGUUAUAACUAAAAUGCUUUUCUGUUUAAAUGAGUUUUAAUGUUUAAUGCAAAAUUAACUCCUGCAUAUUUUUUUCCUGUAUGGAAACUUUAUGACUAUGCUUUCUAGUGGCUUCUUUAGUUGUUUCAACCUGUUGUAUAAAUGCAUCAUUUGGACAGCAUUCCUAGUGUCUUUUUCUGGGAUAUUCCUGAUGUGUUUUAGAGAACUUGAAGAACUUCUAUAAGUUACUUUUUAUACUAUGGUAAAACUUGAGGGGAAAAAAAUGCAUUCAUCAAAGUUCUUUUUUUCAAUUGUACAUAGUUUCUGCAUAUUGUCUAUAGAAAAGAUAUAAUAUCACCUAUGCAAGGUUGCAAAAUUAUCUCCUAAAAAGAGCCUUAUGAAUCUGAUGUGAAAACCUAUGCAGCCUCUGUGCAUCUUGUGUUGAAACACACAGUAAAUUAUUUCUUCACUCAGUAUAAAUAAUUUCCCCCGAUUAUAUUUGUCAUUGAGAUUGUUAUAACAUAUACUUUGUCACUGAUCUUCAUGGUUCUAUGGCAGUUGCAGUGUCUAUGAUGAUUACAGCCUUCUCCAUGGGAUUAAGACAUCUCAUUCUUUUUAAGGAUGUGUCCAAGUUAUUUGUGUCUUUCUCCUUCCCAGCCUUGGAUGUUGUAUUUCAGUAAGACUGAGCUUCUGGUUUGUCUCUUACUCCAGAGCUGCAGCACCACAGGCUGUCUUCCAUGUGCGUUACACCAGGUUCCUGAAUCUGUUGUGGCCCUUGUAUUUUGACAGUGUCUGAUUUUCCACGCUCAGCCUGAAAUGGAUAUUUUGAAAGAGUAAUGACUCUGAGAAGGUUUAGACUUCCAUGUUCACAUUGGAUUGUCCAGGUUUUCUUGCACUGACCUGUAGCUUUUUGGAGAGGUCAGUUGCCUUUGCUUUUCUGGAAUAUGAAGCAACUGGGGAAGUGUUGAAUGAAGAACUUGAAAACAAAUGGAAUUUCACUUGGAUCAGAAGGGAUUCAUGCUGUGAGAAAUGCAAACCUCCUGUCUCUGCUCCUAGAUAUUCAAGAGUUGGAACAUAAGAAGCAAAGAAGAGUCUGUGCCAGGAAAAUAAUGAUGAUAAAAACCCCCUAACUUGUCUGUUCAUUGGUGUACAGCAUGAACUCAUCCACUGUUUUGUCAUUUGUUACAUAUAUAAUUUGGUUUCGGUGGAGUUUCCAGAAAAUGUAAGUACAUUCCUCUACAAACUCUGUAGUAAGUAUUUUAAUAAAGUCAAUGGUUUAAAAUA